This is a messenger RNA of Benincasa hispida (wax gourd), 961 nucleotides long. RefSeq names its product ethylene-responsive transcription factor CRF6-like. The record is from RefSeq and is a predicted model, not a curated record. Gene Ontology annotation, biological process: regulation of DNA-templated transcription. Gene Ontology annotation, molecular function: DNA-binding transcription factor activity; DNA binding. NCBI's taxonomy places the organism in Eukaryota, Viridiplantae, Streptophyta, Magnoliopsida, Cucurbitales, Cucurbitaceae.
UCCACAAAUCGCAACAAUGUCUUCAACUCAAUCUCGUUUCAAGUUCCGUGAACGCCGCUCCGUCACCGGAAUGUCUCUUCCGGCCGAUUCCACCGCUCCUAGGAUCGUCCGCAUCUUAGUCACUGACUCCGACGCCACCGAUACAUCCAGCAGCGACGACGACGACAACGACGCCCAACUCGUGCGCCUCGUCUCUCGCCACAUAAACGAGAUCCACCUCCACAAUUCUACGCACUCGAAGCUGAAGGAAGUUAAACCGAUCAAGAAAUUCCGCGGCGUACGGCGGCGGCCGUGGGGGAAAUUCGCGGCGGAGAUUCGUGAUCCGAAUAAACGCACUAGAAUCUGGCUUGGAACCUAUGAUUCGCCUGAGGAAGCCGCAAUCGUCUACGAUCAAGCAGCGAUUCGAUUCCGAGGUCCUGAUGCUUUAACUAACAUCCUCAAGCCGCCGCAACGGAAUCCGCCGCCGGAGGAGAUUUAUGAUUCUUCAAUGCAAAUCACCGAUGACCUCUCCGCCGUAUCCGGUGGAGGAAUGUGGUUUUCUCCAACUUCGAUUCUCAGAGACGACGAUUGGAAUGCGGCAGCGGCGGAAAUGUUAGGAGAUGAGAUGGAGUUGAUGGAUUACUAUUACCGGCCUCCGAGGAUAUUUCUGGAGGAAACGAGCUUCCCGGAAAUGGCGAUGUUUUGCGGCGGUUUUUGCGACGGCGCGGUGGAUUUGGACGGAAAUUUUGGGUCAUGUAAAUGGGAUGUGGGGACCUAUUUUGAAUAAAAGGAGAAUUCACUUUCUACAUUGCAUUGACCAUUAGGGAGACCGAGUCGACCAACUCGGUGGUGGGUCAAAUCGUAAUUUUAAUUUAAUUUCAUUGACAUGAAUAUUUUAAUGUUUUUAACAUUUUAACAUUGUGAAAAAAAAAACAUUUUGAGGAAGAUAUAUGUAAAUUUACUACAUCUUAUUUAAUGUUAA